AUGACAAAGCACCUUCGGGGCACGGAGGUUGUGCUUUCAUUUAUCGUGGGCCAUCUCGAUCCAGAAGGUAUUGCCCAGAAGAACCUUGUGGACGCAUGUAUUGCAGCUAGAGUGAAAAGGUUUGCACCAAGUGAAUGGUCAAUAGCUAGUAAUAGUGGCAGCGCCAUGUAUAGGAGCAAGGAUAUUGUUAGCGCAUAUUUAAGACAGGUUAAUAAGGAUAAGAAGAGGUUAGAAUUCUGUCUCUUUCAGCCAGGCUUAUUCCUCGACUAUUUAAUUUUCCCACACAGCACGACAAAGCACGCCCAACUGUUUUGUACACCUUGGGACCUGCAAAAUCGCCGUGCUAUUAUCCCAGAGGGCCCUGACUUUCCGCUUGUGUUGACCACCGUUGGAGAUCUGGUAAAGGUCGUGGUCGAAGCUGUGACUUUCCAAGGCACGUGGCCAGAGCGAGGUGGGAUAUGUGGCAAUAAAUUCAUGAACUCGGAGUUUUUGAAACUCGCAGAGUCAAUUAGAGGUGAAAUACGUCCGAUACAUGUGGAAGUCGCCUCAAACACUGAUAUCGACAACUUGUCUUUUAAAACGUCCUGGAUCCCUCAGGCUAAUCACGCUUCCUUAUCACCAGAAGAGCGAGCCUCGAUCUCGAAGCAGUUCUUGGGCAUGAUUCUCACGGCUGUGAGAAAUGGUGCUUUUGGUGUCACAGAGGAGUGGAACCAGCUUCUACCGAAUGUUGAGAUGACCAAAGCAGAGACAUUUCUGCGGAUGAUCUGGAAAGAUUAG
Molecule: messenger RNA, 777 nt
Organism: Exophiala aquamarina CBS 119918
Lineage: Eukaryota; Fungi; Ascomycota; Eurotiomycetes; Chaetothyriales; Herpotrichiellaceae
Exons: 4
Coding region: 1-777 (258 amino acids)
Source: RefSeq, a predicted model, not a curated record